Messenger RNA from Lotus japonicus, 795 nucleotides. RefSeq lists its product as uncharacterized. The transcript has a single exon. NCBI's taxonomy places the organism in Eukaryota, Viridiplantae, Streptophyta, Magnoliopsida, Fabales, Fabaceae. The coding region runs from base 1 to 795 and encodes 264 amino acids. The record is from RefSeq and is a predicted model, not a curated record.
AUGGUGGCUAAAGAGUUUUAUUACUCAGACCAAGAAGCAGGACAUGAUCAUUCAAAUGAAGAAAGCACUCUGCUGCAUGAUCCAUAUGAUGAAUAUGAAGAAGAAGAAACUCUAUCCCUUUGUGACCUUCCAAUUUACAGCAGUGACAAUUCAUCAAUUUCAGCUCAAUGGGGUGCUGAACUCUCCAAAGAAGAUGGCAAAAACUCAGACUCCAAUAACAAAGAUGAUGAUUUUGAUGACUUCUUCGAGUUCUUCAGUGAAGAAUUCACCACCACUACCCCAUCAACUCUUUCAACUGCAGAUGAAUUAAUCUUUUGUGGCAAACUCAUUCCCUUCAAGGAUCAUCAUCAUCAACAACAUGUUCCCCAGAGAACUUUGAAGAACAGCAACUCGGGUAGACGCAGCAAUAGCCAGAAGGGUUCAGUAGGUCCUCUGUUUCUUCCAAACUCUGUUUCAUCAAAACCAACUUCAAAGGCUGUGAUGAGUGAUGGUAACAACUCAAUGGGGAAGGUGAAGUUGGUGAGGUCCACCACAAAAGCUAGGUGGUUUUUGUUCAUGUUUGGGAUGUCAAAAUUGUCCACCACUGAGAUGCAGCUGCGAGACAUGAGGAACAGGCAGAGUAGGCGGGCGCCGGCGUCCAUGUUUCCGGCUCCGGAGGAAGGGAAAGAGGUGAAGAACAAAGGGAGGAGGAGCUUCAAAGGGAUGUGGAAGAUGUUAACAUCAAUUUCAUUGGUUUUGGGAUGCCACAGUAGUAGGAAGCUUGCAAAUGAUGUAGUAAAGGCUGCUUUUGUGUGA